Molecule: messenger RNA, 2498 nt
Organism: Seriola dumerili (greater amberjack)
Lineage: Eukaryota; Metazoa; Chordata; Actinopteri; Carangiformes; Carangidae
Product: protein regulator of cytokinesis 1-like
Exons: 14
Coding region: 91-1905 (604 amino acids)
Biological process (GO): mitotic spindle midzone assembly; microtubule cytoskeleton organization
Cellular component (GO): mitotic spindle midzone; spindle; cytoplasm
Molecular function (GO): microtubule binding
Source: RefSeq, a predicted model, not a curated record
ACGAACCGGCAGCUGGACAACCGUCGAUAGGUCGCUUUCCCGUUGAAGAAGAUUUUUUUUGGAUAAUUUUUAGCUGUCCGCGGUGGCAACAUGAGAGUGAGUGAAGUCCACGCGGCAGAGUCUGUUGCCUACCUCAACAGAGCACUGGUCAGGUUGCAGGAUAUUUGGGAGGAAAUCGGGAUUCCAGAGGAGCAGCGCUUACAGAGAACCAAUGAUGUCCACAAGCACAUUAAAGGUUUGCUGGACCUAAUGAUCGCCGAGGAAGAAGAGCUCAAGAAGAGAUUAGUGAAAAGCAUAGAGUCCUGUCGCAAGGAACUUAACAGUUUGUGCACUGAUCUUCAGCUGCCCCCCUUUGAGGAGGAGGAUGGCUGCACAAUGUUGCAGAUGGAGAAAAACAGCCGCACACGUCUAGAGGUGAUGAAGGAGCACAAGAAGCAAAGAAUGGAAGAGCUUAAAGGCCUCAUUGUCAAAGAUCGCGAGCUGUGUGAUAUUAUGUGCACUACCCCUUUUUGCAUUGACCAGGAAUCCAUCCCAUCACUGAAGCAACUCGAGGCAUAUCAUGCCUACCUUGAUGAUCUGACCAAAGAGAAGGAGCAUCGUCAUGAUGAAUUUGUGAGCAUAAAGAAGGAUAUUAUUGUAUGCAUGGAUGAUCUGGAGCAGAACCCGGAGACCAGUUUUGAGAUGGAUGUGAUGUGUGAAGAUGAGGAGGCAUUUUGUCUGUCAAAUGACAACAUUGCUGCUCUUAAACUACUCCUCAGUCAGUUACAAGAACGCAAGGCUGAGAAUGAGCGCCGUUGCUCAGCUUUCCGCACUAAGAUCCAGGAGCUGUGGGAAAGACUUCAGAUUCCCCAAGAGGAGAAGGAAGCACUCUCAGAGCAUAUGGUCAAGUCAAAGAAGAAAAACAUUGAGGCACUCCAGGUUGAGGUCCAACGUCUACAGGUGCUCAAAAUGCAGAGCAUGAAAAGUGUCAUUGAGUCCAUCAGAGCUGAGAUUGCCCUUUUCUGGGAGAGAUGCUUCUACAGCCAAGAACAGCAGCAGGCUUUUAUUCCAUAUCAUGAUGAUGACUUCACUGAGGAGCUUCUCAACCUGCACGAGGCUGAGGUCAGGACCCUGAAGAAGUAUUACGAGGACCACAAAGAGCUCUUUGAAGGAGUCACAAAAUGGCAGGAGAACUGGACUUUGUACUUGGAACUUGACAAAAAGGCUAAUGACCCUUCAAGGUUCAACAACAGAGGUGGGAACCUUCUGAAAGAAGAGAAGCAAAGAACUGACCUGCAGAAAAGUUUGCCUAAGCUGGAAAAGAGUCUGAAGACUCAAAUUGAUGCUUGGGAGCAGGAGCAUGACAAGGAGUUCCUGAUGAAUGGACAGAAAUUUCUUGAGUAUGUGCAGGAGCAGUGGAAUCACCACCACACUGAAAAGGAGAAAGAGAAAAUGGAAAGGCAACUGAAGAAAACUAAACAGACUCAGGAGGACAUGUUAUACGGAACAGCAGUGAGGACACCGUCCAAAAGGCGGAUAGCAGGGACUCCCACACCUGGGAAAGUAAGAAAGCUCAACGGCACCUCGACCAUCUCCACUCCCAACAGCUUUCUUAGUUCAGGUCUUGGUGGAACCAUGUGCCACUCCUCCAUCCAGAAACCACCUCUGUCUGCCAGCAAGGGUCUUGGCCUACGAACCCCUGGACAUGGAAAGACUCCACGUGCACUAGACCGAAACAAGGAAAACAUCUCCCAUCUUAAUAGAAAUACUCCAAGUGGCACACUAAGGUCUCAGGAUACUCAAGAUCACACCUUCACCUUUAACUCUAUUGCUGGCUCCUAUUCGGAAUUUGCGAGAGACCUCACGAAGGCUUCUAAAUCAAAUGUGAAGUCAGGACUGCUGAACUCCACCGUCAGUCAACAGUGAUGAUUCAGAUGAGCUGCUCGGCCACCGGGAGUCAUCCAGCUCAGCGGUAGUUUUUUUUUUUUGGGUGGGGGUGGGUUAUAUUGGACAACAGGGAACUUCAAUGUAAACUUCUUACAAAAAAUGUAAAUAUUUUGAUCUAUGUGAACACUUUGAAACUCUGUCUAUCCUGUUUUCGUCUAUUUUAUUUCAGGGUUACUGCUGGAGCAGUGUUCUCUGCUGUAUGUAUUUUUGUGGCAGUUAAAUGAUGUGUGUACCAUGGCUGUUUUUGGCUCUUUUACUUUUUCUUUUGGGGUUACAGCCUUUUUUAAGUCAAAUGUUAUUAAGCAUAUCUAGAGCAUUACUUUAGUACUGCAUCAGUUAGCCUGUGCACCAAGAUUUUCUUCCCCCAGCUGGAAUGACAGCUAAAUUUGUUCCUCAGAAACUAAAUGUUGAGUGCUUUUUUUUAAAAUCAAGCUGUAAAUAAACGUUUUAAAAAAACGUUGAUCCUCACUAGGUGUAACUGUUUAUUGUCCUGACUAAUUUUUACUUGUACCUGAAUGUUUUCGUCCUAUGUCCUAUGGUUGAGUUGUACAGGUUUUAUGUGAAGUCUGAGA